UUUGUUCGUCGUUGCGCGCGCUUUUUUUAUUUACUUCUCUUUUCGACGUUAACAUUUUCAACGUGCGCUCUUCUGAGGGAUUCGCUAUUGUUAUCCGACAAAAAGUACAGCAUCGCGAUCUCAUCAUGGAUGAACCUUUGUACGUAAAUGGCUUCUCAAACAUAUCGCGCGACUUUUGCGAGAUCGUUCACGCGCGUUAUUGAAUCCCUCGAAGCCUCGGAGUUAAUUAUGCGUCGCGUCGAACGUAAUUCGUGAUCGUCCGUGUUGUCGAAUUGAAACAAUUUUUCGUGAAAAAAAAAAAAAUCGCAAGCAUGCUCGAUAAUAGUGAUAACGGCGACAGCUGGAAGACGGAAAUCGAUGACACUCACCGAUUCGGCCGCGGAGAUUGUCCGCACGCGCAAAGAAAAAUCGUUCUCGUCGACAAGCCCGUUUGUUCCUGCGAGAUUUACAAGGAUGCAACUACGGCGCGAGUCGGAGACUCGAGAUCCGGUCACGAGAUUCGGUACGUCGGUCCCGCGACGGAAUCGGUUAGCAACGAGGAAGAUUACAGGAGCGUUGCGCAGAUUUUUUGCGGAUCUACGAGCGAAGGAAACAAUAGGCCGGUGAUCGAUGCCGGGGAUGAUGAUCGUCGCAAUUUCAAUUUGCGUUCGUUCGUUGAUUUAUCUCUCGCUGAAAAAAAACAUGACGCGACAACGAACGAUCGUUCGAUCGGGGAUCCGGUUAACGCACCGGCACAAAACACCUAUAGAUGUUACGCCUCGUCCCUGACAGACACCGCGUUGUCUUCCUCCGAAUCGUUAACAGCUCGAUCGUCGACGGACGCUUCAUCGAGAACGACCGCGCGAGUAGAACGACGAUGCAAAAUCGUUAAUGUUUCGGCGAACGACGAGUCGAAGAGAGACAAAUAUGUUCAGAAUAAUCGGCAAAUUGUUCGAAUCUCCGCGUCGUCGCCGUCGGUCGGUUCGAGCGUCGGUGACAAUCAGAUAUCGAACGGACCCGAUCUCAGAAAAAGAAUCGCCCACUCGGAGUGGGUCCGCAGGAAGCGGGAGAUCGCUCAGCGAAGGAAAGAAGAUGAGGAACGCGCGGCGAGAAAGCGACGCGAGGAGGAUGAGAAAUUAGCGCGGGAAAAAGAGGAGAGAGCGAGAUUGGAAAAGGAGAACUUUCUCAAGUGGAUCGAGAGGAAGAAGCAGGAGGAACUUAACCGAAAGGCGAUGCUCGAGAACGAAUUGGAAUUGCAGAAGCGUCUGAAGGAGAUCGAGGAUAAGGCCGCCAUCGCUAAGGUGCUGAAUCUUCGUCAGUGGAUUCGCAAAAAAGAGGAGGAGCAGAAGGCUCGGAAUAAGGAGCGGGAAAUGAAACAGAAGAAAAUAAACGAAGAGCGGGAGAAGAGGUUGCAGGAGAGCUUGAAGGCUUACGAGAAAUGGAAAGAGAACUCGAAGAACAAACCGAAACCGGCCACCCAAGGACUGCUUCCUCAUCAGAAGGCGAAACCGGCGUACGUAAAUCCGAUUCCGUGGCAACCGAUAGUGGAAAAUCAUUCCGAUGAGGAACAAGAGAACGUGUUUAAGGACAAAAAAAGAAAUAAGAAUCAGUUAAACGACAGAAAACCGAUCGCGGCGAAUCACUGACUUGAGAUUUGGAAAUAUAUUCGUGGCCUAACAUCACAAACAUUUUUCUUCAAUCGAUGGAUCGUCCGUGUGUUGCAUCACAGCUGGGAUCAUUGCGACUAAAAUUCCGUAAAGACGAUUAUCGAAACUUGGAUGGAAAAAUCGAAAUAAAUUUACUUCGGCGUAACACAUCGACGAUGUACUAGAAAAAUAUCGCACAAUAUAUAUUCAUGUGUGUGUUUUUUAAUAUACUAUAUAUAUAUAUAUAUAUAUUAUAUAUAUAUGUAUUAUAUAUGCGUCCACACGUGUGUGUUCUUUUAAAUCUUUGGCUCUGUAUAGGCUGUUUAUAUCAAGUAUAAAAGUUCAUCGGACUCUCUAAUACGUAUAUAUACAUAUUUAUAUGUAUUUAUAUAUAUAUGUGUAUUUAUUAGACACUGUGUAUUGCAUCCAAAAAAUAAACGAAUCUAUCGCGUUUGAUUCCCGACUCUUUACGGAAUUUUUUCACGACUGAAGAAUGUGGAAGAGAUCGAAUCGCGCAAUAUGUAAUAAUAUUUUUAUAAGCCUUACAGGUUACACCCUAAAUUGUUUUAUCUCAAUUUUGGUAAACCGCGUGAUUCUCGGCACAGUAUAUUACGUAUAGUAUUGUCUCCGAUAUUGUUAGUCGAUAAAAAAUAAAUGUUCAACAAAUGUGCAAUGUUUGCACGAUAUUAUUAAAAAAAAAAAAAUAAUAAUAAUAAUAAUAAUAACUCAUUACUUCGCAUCGCAUGAUUGUGUAAAUUAAAUUUUCAAGUUUUAAAACAAGACGCAGCGCUUAGAAAACUGCAAAAUGCACCGUUUCAAUAUUUUUCACAAUGAUCUCUGAUCGAACACACAAUAGUAUAAGUUGAAAAAAAAAAAAAACUAGACUUAUUAUCAUCUUUUACACAGUUCACCGAUCUUCUACGGUGAUGUCUGUCUCCUGAUUGUA
This is a messenger RNA of Pseudomyrmex gracilis, 2571 nucleotides long. RefSeq names its product chromatin assembly factor 1 subunit A. Lineage: Eukaryota; Metazoa; Arthropoda; Insecta; Hymenoptera; Formicidae. The coding region runs from base 312 to 1625 and encodes 437 amino acids. The transcript is spliced from 6 exons. The record is from RefSeq and is a predicted model, not a curated record.